AUGUGGACCAUAUGGAAGGAGAGAAAUUCCAGAUGCUUCAAUAAUACCUCAAGCUCCUUACCACAACUCCAAACACUUAUUCUCCUUAGAACCAGUUGGUGGAUCAAAGGGUGGGAUGAAACUUUCCCAUACACCCCAAAUGACGUACAAAAAUGGGCUGCUCCUCAAGCAAGGCUAGCCCAAUCCAACAAAGAUUUACAGGCUCCAUGGCUUCCACCACCCAUUUCUUCUCUAAAGUGGAAUGUGGAUGCCUCCAUUAAUCCCAGUGAAAUAAAAGCAUCGAUUGGUGGUGUGCUAAGGAACCAUCAAGGGAACUUCAUCUGUGUGUUCUCAAGUCCCAUGCCAUUCGUGGAGAUUAACCACGCGGAGAUACUAGCAAUCCAUAGGGCCAUAAAAAUCUUCAUGGCAUAUGAUCAUCUCCGGCAAUCUCGACUCCUUGUAGAGUCCGACUCGAUAAAUGCUGUAAAAUGGUGCAACAAUGAAAAGGAGGGACCUUGGAAUCUAAAUUUCAUCAUCAACUUCAUCAGGUCUGCCAUGACAACAGGGGAAGGAAUUGAGUUGUAUUUUGCUCGCCUACAAGUUGAAAUUGUGUAUAAUGUCUUCCUUGUUGAUAUAAAUGGAGAUGUUUAG
Molecule: messenger RNA, 630 nt
Organism: Spinacia oleracea (spinach)
Lineage: Eukaryota; Viridiplantae; Streptophyta; Magnoliopsida; Caryophyllales; Amaranthaceae
Exons: 2
Coding region: 1-630 (209 amino acids)
Molecular function (GO): RNA-DNA hybrid ribonuclease activity; nucleic acid binding
Source: RefSeq, a predicted model, not a curated record